Messenger RNA from Emiliania huxleyi CCMP1516, 318 nucleotides. RefSeq lists its product as hypothetical. Lineage: Eukaryota; Haptophyta; Isochrysidales; Noelaerhabdaceae. The record is from RefSeq and is a predicted model, not a curated record. The transcript is spliced from 3 exons. The coding region runs from base 1 to 318 and encodes 105 amino acids.
AUGGCAUGCCUCACGGCUGCGACUGGCCGGCGCCUCGGCGCGUCAGCUCGGCUCGGCGUAGUGAUAGUGGCCAGCGCAACUCGCCUGGACUCAACGCUCAGCCAGGAGCUCCCGCACGCGCUGGCGCGAGGCAUGGCGCAUGCAACGCGUCUGAAUGCUCGCCUCGCCUCGCGCAAAUGCGACGGGACCGUCCUCGCAGCCGACAGGAUAGCGUCAGGGCUGUCCAUCAGAGCCCCAAGCCUCUACAACAAACUCUACAGCAAAAUCGCGCUCUACAUCGCCCUACAACGCAGGCGCUUCGUCCCGCGGCGGAUGUAG